Stylonychia lemnae is the source of this 192-nucleotide messenger RNA. Lineage: Eukaryota; Ciliophora; Spirotrichea; Sporadotrichida; Oxytrichidae. The record is from the annotation of a GenBank genome assembly.
AUGAACCAAUAGGAAGGAUCAAAUUCGAAAAUAGCUAUUCCUAGAGCAUUAUAAUUCUUGGCAUCUGUAAAUUGGGUGGAAGUCUUUUUUGAUUUAACUAAUAGAUUUCCUUAAAAUACAGUAAGAACGUAGGCAACUGGAUUAGAUCCAGUAGUACCUUACAAAAAUGUAAAAUUACCACUAGAAUCUUGA